AUGGUUAGAUUUUGGUCUCGUUUUAUCGCUAUCAUAAAUGAUAUGAUGAACUUAAAGACGGUAAAUGAUCAAAAAAAUGAAUUGGAAAUCAAAUUGGAUCAGUUUAAGCAAAUUGGAAAUAGGUUGUGCAUUAUUGCAAUCGUAUUUGCGUGUAUUUAUCUGCUAGCCUUUUUAUUUUACGGUUCUUUGCAUAGAACUCACACUAUAUUCAUUCGUGCUAUGAAUGUCACAUAUCUCAUAAUUUGGAACUAUUUUGUUCCUUUCUUUAUUCAUACAACUCAAUGGAUUAUAAUAUACAAUACACAUGUUGCGAAAAAUACCAAUAUUGAAGAAAAUAAUUCUGUGAACGCACUAUACAAUAAUUCGAUUCCAACAAGUAAAAUACAAUAUAGUGAUUUUCAUGAUGGCUUUUCUUUUAAAUUCAAGAAAACUUAUAAUUUUUCAAAUCAUGCUGCUUCGGAUCUGAUAAAAAAUGAUCAAAGUCAGAUUAACGGGAGACAUUCGGUUAAUUCUUUAUCUGACAUUACUACCUUAACAGCAAAUAGCUUUCAUGGAUACAAUAACAGUUCUGGUAGUAACAUUAAAAAUGAUUUGGUCACAGAAAUUCAUUAA
Cetraspora pellucida is the source of this 612-nucleotide messenger RNA. The record is from the annotation of a GenBank genome assembly. NCBI's taxonomy places the organism in Eukaryota, Fungi, Glomeromycota, Glomeromycetes, Diversisporales, Gigasporaceae.